GUCUGCUCCAACUUUUUUUUUAGGCCCCAAGUCAAUCUGUCAAGAAACCCAACCACCAUAUGCAAUUGAGCAAUCUCUCAUUUCCUGGGUGCAUAUUUCAGUGGAAAUAUCAAGUUACCUUCAACAAUCAACCCACGGUACUCCGUGCUAUUGAGCAUCAAUAUACUUUUCCACAAAUCGAUUGCACAGUAUAGCGGGGUAAUAUCAUCUAUCCAUCGCAAAAAUGCACGAGACAACCAACUACGAAGACGACAUCAACCCUCCAAAGCCCCAAUCCGCACAAGACCUAGCUGCCCACCUCGUGGCGCGAUGUCGUCUUCUCCUCUCCGAGCUAGACGAGCUCCGAACCCAACUCACCCAGACCCUGCGCAAUCCCCAACUCGUCGAAGUACGAACAAUGCGGUCGAAUAUCGUUUCCGAGCUGAAGAUGCUGGAGAAACUCGCCAAGAAGGCUGAGGCGAUUACGGCUGCGGAGGGCGAGGACGAGGCUGAUCAGCGGGUGGUGCAUGCGUUGCGGUCGUCGAAUUUACCGUUCCAUGAGGCGGUUUGGUCGGUUGCGAAGAAGAGCUGUACGGGGCUUGUUGCGUUUGGGACGAGGUUUUAUUGGGAUGGGGAUGGGAAGGGGGUUGAUGUGGCUCCUGGGGAGAAGAGGCCGAAUAAGGACAAGAAGCGGAGUGUGUUUGUGGAUAUUGUGGCUGAUGAUGGGGAGGAAUGGGUGAAGGUUUCUACGAUUUCGGAGAAUCGGCUACUGUUUGAGAUGGCUAAAAAGGGGUGGGAGGGGGAUUCGGAUUCCGGGGAGGAAGAUGAGGAAAACCGAACAGUUCUACAGAAUUACGACGAUGAGGACGAGGGUGAUGAUGAUGACGACGAGCUUGAAUUGAUUAAAUUGGCCAGGGAUAUGAGGAAGGCUUCCGAUGCUACGCGGGUGAUGUAUAAGCAUCCUCGCAUACGGUUUGUGUUGCCAAAGAUUGUGGAAGGAGAGAGUCUUGAGAUUGAUGAUCUUCUCAAGGUGAUCCGAGGCUAUGGAAUCACAGUUGAAUGUGGGGGAAACAUGGAUGAUUCUCAGACAGAAGAUGUUGAUAGAGCAAGGGACUCUAUAGCUGUGUCCACUGGUAUAUCUCGUCUCCUUCCCACUCCUUUCAAACGCUUCACUUCCACUCUCAAUGUGGAUUGUACGCUGCUGCUCGCUGUUGUUUCGGACCUGUCCCAUUACAAAGACAUACCCAUUUGCCCAUCGCAUCAUAAAGCCAUUCUCAGGCAGAUGGAGGUUGAAAAGGAACAACCUCUGCUACCGGCAGAGCUUUGGCCAGCCAUGGAUGCACACGAACUGGUGUGCACGGAUGAGGCAGCAAAGCGAAUGCGGGAGAUCGUUGAUACAAUUGGCACCGAUACCGAAAAGAAAAGGACUGAAAUAUUGAUGGGCGAUGCCCAGUUCCACGAUUGUGAUAGGGAGGCCCUCAUCCAAAAAUUCCAGGAAUUAUCAGACUUUCUGGUACCAACUGAGUUGAAGCUUCCUGUGAAGGUUGUCGAAGCACAGUCAGUCAUUGAGUCGGGCAGGUUGCAUGGCAAACUUCCUAAAGUGGCUGACAGAGUGGUUCCGAUUCUUUCUGAUAUCAACUAUAGCGUGUUUUUCUAUGGAUGGGCCACUGGGCUGGUGACCAUAUCCAGCAAUCGUACUGUGGUCAGAGAGAUAGAGGCCACGGUUGAAGAGCAUAGAGACGGUGAUGAAGACUUGGAGGGUCCCCCGGUCUGGGUUUGCAACACGGCCAGGAGUUUGAUUGGUAAAGACAAGGAUCGGAAAUGAAGUUUCCUCGAUAGACCUCAAAAUAUGAACGACAUGAUAGAUGACGCACAUCUCCAACAGCAACUCGGUUCCGCUCCAGGCGGAAGAAGCUGCACCGAGAAAAUGCCUGCGUAAUCGACUGUUGAUUAAGCGGACACGCAGUCCUCGUCUCAACAAAGCAUUUUACCAACAAAUGUGGUAGGUUGUUAUUUAUCAGCCGGUUUAGAGCUAUCUUCAGGAAGCCAGAAGACAAUCUCCUUGUCAGCCGUAGCAAUCA
This is a messenger RNA of Aspergillus wentii DTO 134E9, 2060 nucleotides long. RefSeq lists its product as uncharacterized. The record is from RefSeq and is a predicted model, not a curated record. Lineage: Eukaryota; Fungi; Ascomycota; Eurotiomycetes; Eurotiales; Aspergillaceae. Bases 224 to 1804 code for a protein of 526 amino acids. The transcript has a single exon.